Molecule: messenger RNA, 309 nt
Organism: Striga asiatica
Lineage: Eukaryota; Viridiplantae; Streptophyta; Magnoliopsida; Lamiales; Orobanchaceae
Source: the annotation of a GenBank genome assembly
AUGUUUUGGGUAAAGGACUUGCUGAUUGCAGGUGGAUGUGAGUGGGACGUCAACCUAGUUAUAGCUCUAUUUAAUGAGGAGGAUGCUCAUAAGAUUUUGCUGAUUAAGUCAUUAAAUCCCAGAGCUACUGACAUGUGGCGAAUUAAGAUCAAGUUUUUUUUUUCGGCCCAUUUGUGCCUUGACCCAAUAACUCAAGCCCAACAAGUAAUGAGACCAGAUCACUACCCGAUCGAAUUUCCCCUCCUCUCGGAUUUUCACUCCUACCCUUCAAUAGCUCAUCCGCCACCAUCGGAGACCACGACGCCCUAA